GAUUUGAUAUUUUAUUUAGUAAUAUUACAAUUCUUUUUUUACGAAUUAUUCAGAUUAAUGCGAGAAGAAGAAUCGCUUGAAAACAUAAAGCAAUAUUAUGUUAAAUGUAAAAAUGAGGAUGGAAAAUAUAAUUCAAUCCAAAAUAUCUAUGGUUGCGUAAGCAUUGGCCAAGCCAUUAUUUUUUGCCACACCCGUAAAACUGCUGCUUGGCUUGCAGCAAAAAUGACAUCGGAUGGUCAUUCUGUUGCUGUGCUUUCUGGUGAUUUGACAGUUGAACAAAGACUUGCUGUUUUAGAUCGUUUCCGCUCUGGUCUUGAAAAAGUACUUAUAACUACGAAUGUUUUAUCAAGAGGCAUUGACAUUGAGCAAGUUACAAUUGUUGUUAAUUUUGAUUUGCCGGUGGAUGUUCGUGGCAACGCUGACUGUGAAACUUACUUACAUCGAAUUGGCCGCACCGGUAGAUUUGGAAAAUCUGGGAUCGCCAUAAAUCUUAUAACGGACGAAAAAUCUAUGAAAGUAUGCUCCGAUAUUGAGAAACAUUUUAAAAAAGAUAUAAAGCUAUUGAAUACAGAUAAUGCCGAUGACAUUGAAAAAAUUGGCUCAUAGUCUAUUUCUACACACACAAUCUAAUAAAAAUAUAUAUAUUUCAAAAAAA
Messenger RNA from Drosophila eugracilis, 655 nucleotides. RefSeq names its product DEAD-box helicase Dbp80-like. The transcript has 4 exons. Lineage: Eukaryota; Metazoa; Arthropoda; Insecta; Diptera; Drosophilidae. Gene Ontology annotation, cellular component: cytoplasmic stress granule; nucleus. The record is from RefSeq and is a predicted model, not a curated record. Gene Ontology annotation, biological process: poly(A)+ mRNA export from nucleus. Gene Ontology annotation, molecular function: RNA binding; RNA helicase activity. The annotation marks the transcript as partial.